AUGGCUACUAAGUUGGCCGCCAGACUCGCGGUUCUCAUCGACGCGAACAACGCGCAGCCUGCGCUGACCGGCGCUAUUCUUACUGAAGUCGCCAAAUAUGGUACUGCCCACGUGAAACGGGCGUACGGCGACUGGUCCGCCAUCAGCAUGAGAAGCUGGAAGUACGAACUUCUCGGCCAGUCGAUUCGACCAAUGCAGCAGAUCGCCUACACUUCCCACAAAAACGCGACCGACUCGGCUAUGAUCAUUGACGCCAUGGACUUGCUCCACGCCAAGCAAUUUGACGGCUUUUGCCUCGUUUCCAGCGACAACGACUUCACCCCCCUAGCCCUGCGCAUUCGCGAGUCGGGCCUGAGCGUGUACGGCUUCGGUCACUGUCACACGCCCAAGGCCUUCAUGGCGGCAUGCAACAAGUUCAUCUACGUCGAUGACAUCGUCGACGCCAAGCAGCUGGCCAGCCAUGCCGUCACCGCACCGCCACAGGAGCAUACCUCGUCUAUUACUCCGGAUAGCCACGCUCAGCUGGGCAAAAUCCUGCUGGACACGGUCGAACACCUAUCAGUUGAGACGGGGUGGGCCUCAUUGUAUCAAGUCGAACUUCGCUUUACCAUGUUGUAUCCAAACUUUGACCCUGGCAGGUUGGGGUACCCCAAAGAAUUCUCAAGAAUGGUUGAGGCUACUGGCCUCUUUGAUUUUGACCGUCGUCAAGAUCAAGAAGUUUUACAUGCAUGGUGUCCGUUUCGUGACGCACAAGACAAGGCUGUCCAACCAUUGCGGUCUUUGUAA
Messenger RNA from Colletotrichum navitas, 786 nucleotides. Its product is annotated as NYN domain-containing protein. The record is from RefSeq and is a predicted model, not a curated record. Lineage: Eukaryota; Fungi; Ascomycota; Sordariomycetes; Glomerellales; Glomerellaceae. Bases 1 to 786 code for a protein of 261 amino acids. The transcript is spliced from 3 exons. Gene Ontology annotation, molecular function: RNA nuclease activity.